GGCUUCAGCCACCAGCACGGCUGUAUCCUGGUUUCUCACAGACGAAUUCGAAGUUUCGAAUCAAGCCUUUUUGGUCGAAAUAUUUUUUAUCCACUGAAUUGUUCUAUUUUUUCUUGAAACGUCAUAGUGUAGAUACAAGUACAAGCUAACGUUUUAAAAAAAUGUGGUCAAAGUCGAAAGACCUCCACAAUGUGGUUGAAAACACAAUCGGUAAUCAACAAUGUAACGACCUGGAGAAUCUGGAGAAGGUUCUGAAAUAUCACCGUUCAGAUUUUUCUGCCCUUCUCAAACAACCAGCUAAAAAUCUUGAUGACAGGAAUCUUCUUCUGAAAUCUGUUAAAGAGCCUGUCCUUUUUCCUGGAAGGAAAACAACUGCUUCACUUGAACAGUCAUUUGUUGAUGAGGCACUUAUCAUCUCAGAUAUGUUUAAUCUAAACGAAAACAUCUCAGUUGGGCUCCUACAUACUGCAGAACAACAGAUGCACUACUACCCAGAUCUAACCAGGGGUUUAGUUUCAGUGCUUUUAUACUACGAUGCUAGACAAGCGAUUGUAAGUUCACUAAAAAUCCUCAUACAAGCAAGGAAAGGUGUUUCUUGGGCAGUAGACACCAGUGACAAAGCUGUCAACUUAAUCACAAAGUACACAGAUAAGUUGGUGGAGAAAGGCUUGGUUGAUCAAAUUAUAGCCCUGUUAGGGCAGCUUAUUCCUGAAAAGGAAAUGAAUUUGCUUCAUGAAAAUCGAGCUCUUGGAGGACCAAAACACAGGAGACAAGUUCAGGAUUUCUUCACUCAAAUAAGGCAAUCGUUAGCUGACAUCGUAUUUUAUUUAGCUGCUCAAAAUGGAUUGACCAAAGAAGAUACAUUAUUGCUAGUAAAUUAUCUAGCUUCAAUCGAACAAAUCGACAACGUCAAUGUCACGCUCUUUAUGGGGCUUCUAUACGCUGUUGAUAUCAGCGCCGUUGUCAGAACGGAAGAAAGUGAAGACGUGGUACGCUUACUACCGAUCACUUCGGAAAGCGGAUUUGUUGCUUCCCUUCAGAAACGUUUAACGGAACCAUUGCAAUGGAAGAAUGCUGGUCUUCAGGCUUCAGUUCAACUUGCCUGGGCAGUCACCUUGGCCACCUUUCGCUCGCUUUCUUCCGGACUUUGCGCUCCGAUUCAGUCGCAAGUUGACGAAGAUGAGGCAAUUCUUGACAUCGCUCUAGACGGAAAGGCGCUGAACUUUUUGAGCCAUCUAUUGCAAACAAAAAAUCAUAUCUACAAGGAAGAAUUUUAUCUGCGUCGCCUACAUGCUCUUGUAACGGAUUUGAUCGUUCAAAUGCCGCUAAAGAUCAAAGAUCUCCGCAACAAGGCUGAUGAAGUUGCCCGAAACAUCUUCGUCUAUCAGCAGGAGGGCCUCGAGCCGCCGCCAAACUUGCCUUUACAUUUUCAGUGGUUACUUAACUUCAUAGCUGUACUGUAUGGGGAGGAUCCUCUAGAGCUGGAACUUUGUCUCGAAUUCUGGUCCAGUGACAUGGCCAAUGCUGGAGUAAAUUAUAGGGUCUCUCAACGUCAAAUGGCUCUCUAUAAGUUUAUUAGAUUGGCCGGCGAUUUGUUACCUCCAUCUCUCUACAUCUCUUAUGCUAGCAUGCUUUGUGGGCUAGCAAAUGGAAAGAGAGCAGCACAUCAAGCCUUCACGCUGCUAAAACAGAACAGCAGUGGUGGCCAAAGCAAUCUGAUAUCCUGGGAGCAUUUUUUCUCGUCACUUCACAGAUACUUCAAUAGUUUGCGCCAAGAAUCACUACCAGUACCCGACACCAUCUAUCGCCAUAAGCCACUAACAAAAGGCAUUACGCCACAGGAGGUCCAGGGUUUGCAGGUGGUUUUAAAGUUAAUGAGAAUCAUUCUACACCAUGACCCUAUUGCUAGGAUAUCUUUGGCUGAAAAUCCAACCUGGAUACCGUUGGUGGUAAUGAUCGGUCUGUUGGGCUGUGCUGUGCCAUUGAGCUUAAAGGGAGAAAUCAUGGAAGUACUGGCAGCAUUUGCACAGUCGCAUGACAUCGUCUACACUCUAUGGAGUAGCAUCGAAACAGCACAAAUUUUAUCGACAACCAGUGUUGUUUCAGCAAAUGUCAAAGGUAUUCAGACGGAACUGGAAGACGUUGAGUCUCGAGCGGAAGAGUAUCCACUGACCAGAGCCUUCCUAAAGUUACUGGAUGUGAUGACUGAUGUUUCCAUUCCAUCCAAUUUGGGAACGGGGCAUAGAACCCCUGGGUUCGAUCCAUAUCUAUUCUACGUCAAAGAUUCCGUUUUCCUCAGGUUCACUGGCAGGGCGUAUCGCAAUGAAACUGAAAAAUGGCAGAUUGGCAAUGCCUGUAUCAAGCUUUUCCUGAAGCUACUUUCCAACUAUGAACCGAGCGUGGAAGAUUUUCAAGACUCUUACGUCGAACUACCCUCUGGCGGCAAUGCCAUUCGAUCCAAACAACCUGGCUAUCACCUCCUGGUGCAUUGUCUGCAUGACUCCAAUUUUCUGCGUCUUUUGCUUCAUGUGGUAGAUGAAGGUUGUCGCGUUUUAGAUCUUUACACACCCACACUAGGAAUAGAAGAGUUGGAAACGCUUACUCUCAAUGUUCUGUUGCUGUUAAAACGUGUGCUGCAACUUCAGGAAGAGUUUGUGGAACUAAUUCGUCGGCUGGGUUCUGGAUUAAGAGUAGUUACAUUGGACAGCUUGCUAUUGGGAAUCAACAGCCGUACUGGCAAACCGGAUCAUAUGGUCAAUAUUGGGAAGCUAGUGACGUUGAAUCAACAUCUUCCCGAACAUGCGUUGGUUGCGUUACACAUUAUACGACGAGUUGCUGCAAAUCCAUCAACCCAAAAUCAACUUCUGGCUCUGUACACGAAAUCUACUGCCUUAACCACGGCUAUUCGUCACGGAUUCGUUGAAGCUUUAGAAAUGGAAGACCCCAACGAUUCGCCAACGGUUCCGGUAGACCAAGACGGCGAAACUUCGUACGCUGGACAAGGAUGUCGACUUGUAGUUCUUCAUCUUCUUAGUGAAGGAAUCAAUUUACCCCAUCCUAGUCUGGCCCAUUUUCUUCUUGGUUUCAAUGUUCAGGCUCCUUUAAGCAAAACCGUUCUGCAGCAACCUGGAAUCCAUGAUCAGCCUCGAACAUGCCUACAUGCUCUUCUUGGCAUUUUGGAGAAAAAUAUUCUCCCAAUAGGGCACUGUUCGGGUGCCAAUCUGCGGGCAACUGAAUUGGCCUAUAAGCUUCUCUAUCAGCUCUGUUCACAUCCAAAUGUAUCUGAUAUUAUGUUAAGAUUCCUGCGCUCGUCCAACUUCCUCGGUCGGCAGGUUGCUGCAUUGCCUUUUGCUCCCGGAAGUUUUGAAUGGUCGCAGCUAUCACAGAUGAGCUGGCUACUUAAAUCUGUUGCUGUUGAAGUGAAAAUUGCCUCGGACAAAGGCCUUCAGUCACACGUUUCGCGUCUAGCCUCACUCUUUCUGUACGAAGUGGAUGAGACAGCCGAAUCAGUCACUGUGGGAGACAUCACUGACAGAUCAUUGUUGAGUGGCAUAUCUUUUCUUGCCAACCAGGAUCAAUUGGUCAUGCGAUCGAGACCAAAAAUUGCUGUCCUUUUGGAUGCUGUCAACCUCGAAGCAUGUGAACUGACACCUCCCACAAUGGAAUUCUUUGAUCCGGGUGCUAUUGAAGCAUUGGUCAAGCAGUGUGAAAUCGUUAGUGAAGAGGAUGUUCAGUUAACGAAAAUUUCGUUGCUCCAAAAUCGGCUACGUAGCGAACUGGCUAACCUUACCAAUGUGGCUCUUGGCCAACGCCAAUUGAUUGUACAAGAAGUCCAGAACAUUCUUUCGUUCGUGGUUCAACGGAAUAACAUAAGGCUAGAGCUUUCGGCUCGUCGUUCUUAUUUAGAAGGGUGGCGGCAAGUCUUGGAAUGUCUUUUGGCCACAGGCUCUCUGAACGAUCUUUCAUACGCACAGCAAUGGAAUAUCCUGACUCAGAUCACUCAAGAUAUUUUCACCAAAUGUUUGACAACAGACAACUCAUUGCCAGAUUUGGUUCAUUACUUAUCAGGCGUCAUGGUAAUCUUGUUGGCAGGAUUACGAGCUUGUGCUUUGGAGGGUGUUAACGAAACCGGAUCAUCGUCCAACGCCACUCAAGUGCCUUCAGAUUACGUAAGAUGUCUUGACGGAACCAUUUUACGGACUCAAAGUGCACGUUCAAUGGCAACCCAACGAGGAGGACCAACAUCUUCAGCUACAAUAAAUGUUAUUCAGCGCCAAUUGGUGGAUUGGAUUUUGCGCGCUAGUGGAUCUGCUCAUCGCGUCCGAACCAAUCUGUACAGCGCUUUGCUAAAUAGUUUAAGAAUCAGCAAUCACACAGCCGAAUUCUACAAAUUGGCUCCUGCAUCAUUGCUUCAGACUCUCGUCCGUGAUUGUAGCAGUGGCCACGAUGUACAGCGAAUGUUGGCUCUUUCCCUUCUUGAUCAGUUAGCCGCUGCCGACAACCAAGGACCGAUUGCUACCUUCUUGUCUUCUCAAGGAUAUUUGAAACACAUGGUAAAUUCCCUGCUCCAGUUGGACGUUGGAUUGGUGGGUGCUCUAGAAAUGCAGCCUAGUAUGGACGGCUUACGUACCUUAUAUGUGUACGAAUCACAAAUGGGGCUUUUGACUCGAUUGGCUAGCAGUCAGAAGGGGGCUCUUGUGCUCCUAGAGAGUGGCAUAUUUCAGCGCCUUUCAGAAAUGUCUGUCUUUAGCCAACGUCCGGAAGUAACUAGCGGAACUAUUGAAAAUGCACCGUUUAUCCCAGAUACUGCCCAUCGAUUCCAUCAGAUCCUUUUCCCCGCUCUCCAGCUUUCCAACACAAUGCUUACCGCUCUUGGAAGCCGGCAUCGCACUGGAAGUUCGGAGGUGAUCCAUUUCUUACUCUCUCAUAGCGACACAGUGAGUGCGAUUUUACGCAAUCGGAACUUAGCACCGGUGUCUUCUAAGUUGGAAGAAACGGCAUUGCUUACUGCCGUCAUUUCACGAGCAGCCGGGUGGAAUGCAGUGUAUGAAGAAUCCCCAGCUGCCAUGGAGGUACGCGGACAGUUGAGUCGUCUCGAACAAGUGACCCUUAAUCUAUUGCCGGUUUAUAUUCUUGGGGAGAAUAUUUUGGCCGAAUUCGGUCUUGUAUCUAGCAAAGUGUGUUUGCAGGUGGCUGUUAACAUUUUAAAACUCGCUCGAUCUCUGACUACACAGAAUCGUGCUAUUUUCGCACCGAGCUUCGAUCGUCCUAAUAAAUCAUGUCUUUCCCUGGGAAUCCUUACUAAAACCUUGAUCAGCUCCUCAGCGAUUUUGAUCAGUGCACAAGAGAAAAGUGAAAUUUGUCGCCGCCGAUUAGACUCUAUUCAAGAUUUGACGACACAACAGCUGAUGGAACUGUUGCCUGCCGAUACAGAUGAGAAACUGCCUGCUCAAGUCCGUCGCAUGAUUGGAGCCAAAACGCUAGAACAAGAACUGAAAAACUGGGAAGAACUCUUAGAACUCUGCAGUCUAGUGCUGGAAUCUGCCACCUGGCUCUUGUGGCACCAUAUGGAACAUUAUUUCCAGUAUAAGAAGUCAUUGGCUUUCGGUGGAUCAUCAGCGAUUUUGAGUCAAGAAGAUCUUGGUCGAUUAAAAAAGGAAGCGCCGACACAUCUUAAUGCAAUCUUGUUUAAGAAAAUGAAUGAAUGCGAGCAGGUGUACCUACACAGAAAAGGUCGUCACGGUUUUGUUCAAGCGCUACUUCGACGAGUAAAACGUUUGCUCAGCGUGUAAUUUUAUACUUUCGUUUGGGGGUUACAGUGUCUGAACAAGUGGUAAAUUUUUCGUUGAUUAAAGAGGAUGUGAACAUCUAAAUUCUUCAUCAUGUUAAGCCAGUAAACUAUUUUGGUAAUCA
Messenger RNA from Daphnia magna, 5913 nucleotides. Its product is annotated as nuclear pore complex protein Nup205. The coding region runs from base 162 to 5792 and encodes 1876 amino acids. The transcript has 17 exons. NCBI's taxonomy places the organism in Eukaryota, Metazoa, Arthropoda, Branchiopoda, Diplostraca, Daphniidae. Gene Ontology annotation, cellular component: nuclear pore; nuclear pore inner ring. Gene Ontology annotation, molecular function: structural constituent of nuclear pore. Gene Ontology annotation, biological process: nuclear pore organization. The record is from RefSeq and is a predicted model, not a curated record.